Molecule: messenger RNA, 1340 nt
Organism: Cucurbita moschata (crookneck pumpkin)
Lineage: Eukaryota; Viridiplantae; Streptophyta; Magnoliopsida; Cucurbitales; Cucurbitaceae
Product: tetraspanin-10-like
Exons: 11
Coding region: 278-1072 (264 amino acids)
Biological process (GO): auxin-activated signaling pathway
Cellular component (GO): plasmodesma; plasma membrane
Source: RefSeq, a predicted model, not a curated record
UUUUCAUAGAGCCAUGUGAUUCUUCUUUUCCUUUGACGAAAAUGCCAUUACCUUUCUUACAUUAUCCCCACUCCACCCCGUCUCCUCCCAGCGUAGCCGCUCUCUUUGCUUCCAGCCACCUCCACAGCUAAGCUCUCAAGAAACUCCACUCUCCCUUUUUAUAUUUUCCAUUUAAACUUUCACACCCGGAUUCUUUUUUCCUGCCUUUUUGGACCUAUUUCUCUCUGUUUCUGGCCGCGACAUUGAGAGCAAGGAGGUGAAAGGGAAGAGGAGCAAAAUGGGAAUGGGAACUAGCAUCUUUAUCAUCAGAUGGAUCAAUUUUCUCACCAUGCUUCUAGCUAUUCUUGUCGUAAUAUUUGGGAUAUGGAUGGGCACGCACCAUGACGGCUGUCGAAAGUCUCUUACUCUUCCUGUUAUGGGACUUGGUGGAUUCAUCUUUGUGGUGUCUAUAGUUGGUUUUUUCGGUGCUCUUAAGAACAAUUCCAUAUUGCUGUGGAUUUAUUUGAUCAUGCUGUGCAUUACGUUGGUGGGGAUUCUGGUGUUUACGGUGCUGGCGUUUAUUGUUACAAACAAUGGUUCAGGGCAUUCUGUUGCUGGCUUGAGGUAUAAGGAGUAUCAACUACAAGAUUACAGUACAUGGUUUCUAAAACAGCUUAAUGAUACCGACAAUUGGAUGCGUUUGAAAAGCUGUCUCGUCAAAUCUGAGGACUGCAAUAUUCUUUCAAAAAAAUACAAGACUCUCAAGCAGUAUAAGUUGGCAAAGCUGACGCCAAUUGAAGCAGGUUGUUGCAGACCCCCAUCCGAGUGUGGUUAUCCUGCUGUUAAUGCAUCAUUUUAUGACUUGAGUUUUCAUCCUGUCAAUUCAAACCAUGACUGCAAACUAUACAAGAAUUCGAAGGCAGUCAAGUGUUACGAUUGCGAUUCGUGCAAGGCCGGAGUCGCACAGUACAUGAAAACAGAAUGGCGUUUGGUUGCGAUCUUCAAUGUCGUUCUAUUUGUUAUCUUGCUGAUCAUCUACUUAGUUGGAUGCUGCGCGAGACGAAAAGCUGCAAGUAAUCGGUCUAAAGGAUAGCGUGACACGGGUUGUGCUCGGCUGACUGCUUAAACAUCAAAACGAAGCGUAAUUCUCUUGCAACAUGUAAGUGACCCCUUUUGGAAGUAAAAUUUGUUAGCAAAAGAGUGCAGUUUGCCUUUCGUUGUCGCUGUCUUGGUCGUGUCAUAUUUGCAGCCAUAUGUUUAUAUGUAAAAGGUUCGUUCUUUAACUAGUAGAGUUAGUAAUAUUCAUUCUGGUAUCGAACUGUAUUUCGACCAUAAACCAUUAUUUUCCUUGCACAUAUUCA